CACAGUGCACUCGAGGCCGCUGACCACAGCCGCGCGCGACGGGCUCCCACCUACCAGCACAGCGGAGACCUCCUGCAGUGCGAAACGACGCGUCGAGACAGAAGCAACGCACGUCCAGCUGGCUGUGGGUCUGCAGGCGCGUGGUAGCUGCACGUCGGCGACGGGGACCCAGCGGCAGCUGCCGCAGUGAUGACGAGGCACGGCGUGCCCCUGGAGUCGACGUCAGGACUCUCAGAUUCGAGUCCAGUCACUGUAAAGAUGACGAUCAUCAACGACGGGGAUACAGAGGCGCAGGUCCCGCAGAUGGAGGCCGUCCGGGACUCCAGCAGUGAGCAACAAGUCCACCGGCUCGCUGUGAUCGGGUGCGAGGAGCCGCGGCUCCAGAAGGGGACACCCGUGCAGCGUUUCUUCAGCGGCCGCUGUGUGCUGGUGACAGGAGCCACCGGCUUCGUGGGCAAGGUUCUGCUGGAGAAGCUGCUGCGCUCCUGUCCCGACGUCGACACCGUUUACGCCCUGGUCAGACCCAAGAAGGGACUCAGCGUCCAGCAGCGCAUCCAGCACAUCCUCUCCAAGCCGGUGUUCAGUAACAUCGGGAAGGAGCAGCGGGGACGCCUGGUGGCGGUGGCUGGAGACGUCGCGCAGUCGGGCCUGGGUUUGAGUCCCGACGACGCGGCGAUGCUGCGCCACAGAGUCUCGGUCAUCUUCCACGUGGCCGCCACCGUCCGCUUUGACGAGGAGCUGCAGGUGGCUGCGGCCAUCAACGUGCGAGGCACGUGGGAGGUGCUGCGCCUCGCCCGAGACAUGCCCAACCUCAAGGCGGUGGUGCACACGUCGACGGCGUACGCGCAGUGCGUGCGACGUCAGGUGCGUGAGUGCGUGUUUGAGCCGCCCAUGACGGCCGCUGCACUCCUGCAGCUCUGCGACAACCUCAGAGAGGACACAGGCGACCUUCGGAGGUUUCUAGGCUCGUAUCCGAACACUUACACCUUCACAAAAGCUGUUGCAGAGCAUCUUAUCCAGCAAGAAUUCUCUGACCUUCCAGUAGCCAUCGUUAGGCCGUCAAUUGUGGUGGCGACCAUGGCAGAGCCUUUCCCGGGCUGGGUAGACAGCCUGAACGGCCCCAUGGCUGUGGUGGCGUCAGCGUGCUGCGGCCUGCUGAGGAUCUUCUACUGCGACGUCAGGAAGCUGAUGAACCUGGUGCCUUGCGACAUGGUAGCCAGCUGCAUGGUCGCUGCCGCCUGGGACGUCGCCACCAACAGUCGGGAGUGCACUGGGCGGCCCAAGGUGUACAACUGCGUGACGUCAAGCGACGCGCCGCUGACGUACGGUGACUUCGUAAGCAGCGUUGGCCGCUGCGCGGCGGUCUGGCCUCCCAAGGCGGCGGUGUGGUGCUGCUCGCUAUGGGUCACCCGCCACCGGCCCGUCUACCUGCUGUGCCGGCUGCUGUUGCAGCUGCUGCCUGCCUACGUCAUCGACUACGUCGCGCUCCUCGCGCACUGGAAGCUGCGGCUGAGGGAAAAUUACAGAAAGGUACACAACUUCAACAUGGCGGUGGAGUUCUUCGUGAUGCGCGAGUGGGACUUCGAGACGGCGCAGACCGAAGCGCUGCGGUCGCGCCUCGCCGCCGAAGACCGCGCACUGCUGCCGUUCGACCCACGCCUCAUAGACUGGGAGAGCUACUUCGACCACUUCGUGUGCGGCGUGCGGCGCUUCCUCCUCAAAGACGACCUGGACUCGGUGCCCGCUGCCAGGCUGCGCUACAGGAGAUUGCUACGGCUGCACCAGAGUGUCAAGGUGGCGGCGUUACUGAUCGUCUUAGCUGUGGCGUGUGCUAUUAUCUACGCUGUUGUAUAUUGUUUCAUGUAAUCCUGUGAGGAGCUGAAGCAUAGUUUAUUAACAUUGGACCAAAGCAGUAACCAACAGUACAAAUGACAGAAUAUUUGUAGUUAAGAUGUGACACAGAGUAAUUAAGCGCAGCGACAGCAGUUAGCUCUAAUAUAGAAGUCCAUGUUUAUAGAUUAACUACAAUUUUGUAACAUACAUAUAAAACGCAGAUCUUAAACUAAAGUUAAACGGUUUAAAGUAAGAAAAGCAUAACGCAUAUUUUUAAUGAGAUAAAACCUAUGUAACAUGUAUCUGUCACCAAGUAGUCUCAUUUGUAUCCUUUCCUGUUUUGUAUUUAGGUGAUGAAGUUCUUAAAUAUAUAGCAAUUAUGUAAGUA
This is a messenger RNA of Schistocerca serialis cubense, 2221 nucleotides long. RefSeq names its product putative fatty acyl-CoA reductase CG5065. Lineage: Eukaryota; Metazoa; Arthropoda; Insecta; Orthoptera; Acrididae. The record is from RefSeq and is a predicted model, not a curated record. Gene Ontology annotation, cellular component: peroxisome. Gene Ontology annotation, biological process: long-chain fatty-acyl-CoA metabolic process. The transcript is spliced from 10 exons. Bases 190 to 1866 code for a protein of 558 amino acids. Gene Ontology annotation, molecular function: alcohol-forming very long-chain fatty acyl-CoA reductase (NADP+) activity.